CCACACAGUUCAGAAAGGCUAAUCUGUGCUUUAAAUUACAUGGUAAAUCAGUGACAAAGUUUAACAGAGUUGGAGCUACACAUUGGAUACACCAUGGAUGAUUAUGAUAGCUGGUCAAUAGACUUCUCAGAUGAAAAUAACACAGAAGGGUAUGCCUCUGGUGACUAUAGCCAAUAUGAUAUCUGCAUUGGAGAUUUAAACAGUGAUCUCAGGAAGAUUUUUCUGCCCAUAGUCUAUGGCAUCAUUUUUGUAAUGGGCACUGUUGGUAAUGGACUGGUAGUCAUUGUAAUGGGCUAUCAAAAAAAGUCAAAAACUAUGACUGAUAAGUACAGGCUUCAUCUUUCCAUUGCAGACCUUCUGUUUGUCCUCACUCUGCCUUUCUGGGCUGUUGAUGCAGCCAGCAGUUGGUACUUUGGUGGUUUUCUUUGCAAGGUCGUCAAUAGUAUCUACACUGUCAACCUGUACAGCAGUGUCCUCAUCUUGGCUUUUAUCAGUCUUGAUCGAUACUUGGCUGUAGUGCAUGCAACUAAUAGCCAGAAACCCAGAAGGCUGCUGGCUGAGAAGGUCAUUUAUGUGGGUGUUUGGCUUCCUGCUGCUCUCCUCACAGUGCCAGACUUGGUGUUUGCCCAGGUACAUGAUGAAGGAACCCGAAUAAUGUGCGACCGCGCCUACCCAAUUGAGUCAAGCUACAUCUGGAUGACAGUCUUCAGGUUUCAGCACAUCUUUGUUGGGUUAGUGCUCCCAGGUCUGGUCAUUUUAAUCUGCUACUGCAUCAUCAUCUCCAAGCUCUCUCAAGGUUCCAAGGGCCUGCAAAAACGCAGAGCCUUGAAAACCACCAUCAUUCUCAUUCUUGCCUUCUUCAUCUGCUGGCUGCCGUACUGCAUCACCAUAUUGGUUGACACCUUGAUGCUGCUCAACGUUAUCCAGUACAGCUGCACCUUCCAGCAACAUAUGGAAACAUGGAUUUUCAUUACUGAAGGUCUGGCUUAUUUCCACUGCUGUCUCAAUCCAAUUUUGUAUGCUUUCCUGGGAGUCAAGUUCAAGAAAUCAGCCAAGAGUGCACUGACUGUCAACAGCAGAGGGUCAAGCUUAAAAAUAUUGUCCAAGAACAAACGAGGAGUGCUUUCAUCAAUUUCCACAGAGUCUGAGUCUUCAAGUUUCCAGUCCAGCUAACAGACAUGUUCAUUCAAUAAUGACAGACAUUUUAAAAGACUUACAUGUCAAAAAAGGACUGACUACAUUUUGAACUGUAUAUACUUUAUUUUGUUUUAUAUAUUUUGUUAAUGCCCCUAUUGUUCAUAUGUUCUAUUUAAUUUUGCAUACAUUAUUUCAAUUUUUCCUAAAAGAGCACAACAUUAUCCAGGCAGAGCCUGUGGACCAUUGAUUGGUCAUCUUAAACCUGUGUAAAUAAUCAUGUUAUCUGCCUGUAUACCAUUCCUUAAAAAUAAUUAAAUUAAUGUACCAUGUUUUACAGUAUCUGAGGCAUGUUAUGCUCAUUAAAAUUGUUUUGCCAGCUUUAGACCCAGUAACAGAGUACGAUACUUUCAGAUUCACUUAAAAUUAUUAUUAUUAAUAAUAAUAAUAAUAAUAAUAAUAAUAAUAAUAAAUAAUAAUAAAAAGUUCAGAUUUUUUUUUUUAGCACUUAGUCAUCUCUUUUAAUAUAGAUCAUAUUUACUUGUGUAGUUUACACAAAAUUUUGGCAAGUGUUUUGCUAACUUUCAGCUCCUUUUCAAGUUGCUUCAGUCUGUUCAUGGUAAAUGUUAAUAAAACACAAAUAAUUAAA
This is a messenger RNA of Polyodon spathula (Mississippi paddlefish), 1783 nucleotides long. RefSeq names its product C-X-C chemokine receptor type 4-like. Gene Ontology annotation, cellular component: membrane. Gene Ontology annotation, biological process: G protein-coupled receptor signaling pathway; brain development; neurogenesis. The record is from RefSeq and is a predicted model, not a curated record. The transcript is spliced from 2 exons. Lineage: Eukaryota; Metazoa; Chordata; Actinopteri; Acipenseriformes; Polyodontidae. The coding region runs from base 94 to 1173 and encodes 359 amino acids. Gene Ontology annotation, molecular function: chemokine receptor activity.